AAAGACGGACUCGGAUUCAAUUUCGAUUUCUACUUCUUCGACUAUAGAUGCCACCCACCCCCACUGGCAGACUCGACGGCCAAACAACGCGCGACGAGGCAGAAAAGAUAAAACGAAAACAAAACAGAAAACAAACAAAAAAACAAUAAGCUUAUGACAUGCGUGCGUGCAGAGGAGACGAAAAAGAGAAAGAAAGAGUUGGACAAAAGCAGACCAACGAUUCACACACAAAAAAAACACAAAAACACGAAAAGCACAAAAGCACAAAAACAGAGAGUAGAUCAAAGUCAGGAGGCAGAGGCCGGCUGGAGAUCGAACAAAGGAAGGGCGGGGCGCGAUCAUACGGGGACUGUGGCGAAAACGGAAGAAAGGAGGAAGGGGGGCGGCUGGCACAUGUACAUAGCUCAAAGGGAGAUAAUUGACACAUAAAUCGUGCAAGGGGGGGGGGGGGAGUGAAUUACAGCGAGUGGACGAAGGCAGCAUGGCGAGGGGAAGAAAAAACCAACAUAAAUUAGAAGAGCGGGGGAGCCAGGUUUUGGAGACGGACGACCUCGCCUAUGCCCCGCCGCCGACAACGAUGGCAUCAGCGCCUCCGACCCCGCUCACCACGCCCUCCACCUCCCCAUCCCCAUCCC
Messenger RNA from Heterobasidion irregulare TC 32-1, 635 nucleotides. RefSeq lists its product as uncharacterized. The transcript is spliced from 2 exons. The coding region runs from base 154 to 429 and encodes 91 amino acids. NCBI's taxonomy places the organism in Eukaryota, Fungi, Basidiomycota, Agaricomycetes, Russulales, Bondarzewiaceae. The record is from RefSeq and is a predicted model, not a curated record.